AUGUUUGCUGCAGAUGCCACGUGUAAGCCGAAGACCAAGCUAGACCCACUAGGUACUGGUGCAACGCAGGCUGCUCCUAGGCCUUCCAACCGCCACCAAUACACGCACACGUUCCACAACAGUAUGAGAAGCGGCGCUGCCAAACAAGAUUCUCUCAUGCGAAAGCAGCGGAAAAAGAAUAGCGACGCCCUCACAGCUCAGCCUGUUGUGAAAGCCACCCCCGAUGACACUUCUGCGGAAAGCGACGCGGUAGACGAAACCGCGUAUCGCCCGCGACCGCAGCUGCCCAGACCGCACGUUCACAUGCGCAGUUUAGCAAGUCUGAUGAAGGAUCUGGACAGCGGUAAUAUUGAUAUUAACCCGGAAUAUCAACGAGGAGUUGAGUGGCCAGCGGACCGCAUGACAGGCCUGAUAGACUCUUUGAUGGAGAAUUACUAUAUUCCCCCCAUCAUUUUGAACAAGAAGACAAGCCCUGUUCUAAAUGACGGGAACCCGCGCGACAUCCUUGUAUGUGUGGAUGGUAAGCAGCGCCUCUCUUCUGUUCAAGCUUUUGUAAAAGGAAUUAUUCCCUGUCAUGAUCACAGAGGAGAUAAAUGGUGGUUUUGCGACACCGCAGAAAUCAAGCACACAAGGGUGCUACCCGAAGAGACACAGAAGAUUUUUCUGAACAAAGACUUUAUCACGUUCCAGUUUUCAAAAAUUACGCUGGGUCAAGAGGAGGACUUGUUUUCUAGGGUCCAGAUGGGCAUCCAACUCACUGCAGCCGAGAAGAUACGAGCAAAGUCUGGGCCGUGGCAGGAACUAGCGAAGCUUUUUGUGGAAGAUUUCCCCGCCGUCUAUGGCUUGCUGAAAGACCGAACCCGCGCAAAGGACUUCCAACUCACUCUGUCAUGCUUCAAUCAGAUUCAUGAGGUCUUGAGUGCCACAAGUGAGGUACCAGCCUUCAAAGCAAAUCAUGCCGCGCUUCCGAAACUGCUUAACAACACGGCAGGUGUCGACGAUGCAACUAAAUCCCUUCUUGCAGGCGUUUGGACCACGUUUAGUGAUCUCGUGGGACUAAAUACUGAUAUCUUCACCAAUGCAAGCGGGUAUUUACGUGGUGUGCAGACAUUUGCACCAGUGGAGAUGCUAGGUGUUACCGUCCUGCUCGCGAAAUACUCUGAAACAAGGCAUCAUGCCCUGCUUUUAGAAGACAUCAAAUCUUUCCGCAUAAUACUUCGCGAGCACUUCUCAGACCUUCGCCUGAAGCGGCCAACUUGGAAAUUUGUCUGGGAGUUCAUCGCCGACUUGGAGGCUAUCCGCGGUACCGAUGGCACUGCUAUUGCCCCCACUCUGCAGGAGCAGCCGUCAACUUCUACCACGGUAGUUUCGAGCUCAGUUUUGCCAGCACAGGCAGUUCAAUCGUCUCAAACAAACUCAAAUUUGCAGGUGCCUUCCAAUAAACGAGUAGCUCCUGAGACUAUAUCGGAGGACAUCUUUCCACAACAAAAUUUGGCUGUCAUCCAAAAUGGCGUAUUGCCACUUACACUGCCACUGAAACGACAGCGAUCUGACUCGAACUCAUUCGACCUGCCAGUGCAGCAUGGUAAAUUCCAGAGGGAAAAUGGUGCCAUGUUACCAACUUCCAACCACGUGGCUUCAGCUCAAAGGCACAUGAUUCUUGAAGCAUCGGCUACAAAGCCCUUCUCGACUCAAACGGCAUCCAGCUUUCCAUCGCACUUUCCACCUACAGUGCCAGUGUCACAGUCAAGUUCGACACAGUCAAGCUUGUUAGCAUCUUUCGCCUCAAAAACGAAAGCAAAUGCAAUUUCAGCUUAUUCCAUAGCUUCAGCUACAGCUGCCUCUACAAGUCAAGGUCCCUUUGCGGCUCUCCAUACAGAAGAAGACAUAGAGGGCGUCAUUGUACCCGCAUCACCACAAAUGCCUCUCCAAGCUAAGUCUCUUGCUCCAACAACAACGCAGGCAGUGGCGUCUCCUUCCGCAGGCUCACCUAACUCCUUAGUACCUCCAAGAUCCAACACUAGAAAGCGCAAACCUGUCUCCCGCCUGACACUUGAACAGAUUAACGGGGCGAUCGACCUUACUAGCGACACAUGA
Messenger RNA from Exserohilum turcica Et28A, 2097 nucleotides. RefSeq lists its product as uncharacterized. The record is from RefSeq and is a predicted model, not a curated record. The transcript has 6 exons. Bases 1 to 2097 code for a protein of 698 amino acids. NCBI's taxonomy places the organism in Eukaryota, Fungi, Ascomycota, Dothideomycetes, Pleosporales, Pleosporaceae.